CCAUCUUCACUCCUCUUCUUCUGUGAACCUUCUCUCUUCUCUCUUCUCUCUUCUCUCGGGAGACACUUUCUCUCUCUAGGCACUCACAUUCAUUCUUUGCUUCACCCUUUUAAAUCACGAGAUCCCCAUCUCUCUCUCUCUCUCUCUUUCCCUUCGAUGCCUUUGUUCAGAGUAUCUAAUCCUCCAUUCGUCUUCUUCUCCAUCUCCACUCUUCGCCGUCUCCACUGACGGCCAUUGCUCUUAAUUUAUCGCCGGAGUGAAAACCCUAAGUGCUAAUCCCGAGGACUUCCAUUAGGGGUUUGCUUCGAUUUCAUUGAUUUCGUUUUGUUCUGUUCGCCGGAAAAUAAAGAAAAUGUCGCAGUCAGGUAAACCGAAUCCUGAAUCUGACAGUCUCGCCGAUCAUCUCCGUGAUUCAUUGAGCACCGAAGUCAAUAAACCCGAUUUCCGUGAGCUGGAUCUUGGGUCGCCGGUUUCUCCGCUUCGUUCUCAGCCACGUGGACUCACCACCACCACAACAACCACGAGCAGCAGCAGCUCAAGCUCUUCCGGAUCUGUGACGGGUCGGGUUAGACAUGCUCCGGUUAUCGGAAGAUCCGAUUCGGUUCGUGGAAGUCAAUCUGGGUCCAGCAGUGGGAAUCUAAGAACGAGUCAAGCUAGAUCGGACUCGGUUACUUCAAAUUCACAACCACUCAUUUCCUCCUCUAGUCAAAGCUCUGCUACUUCUCCAGCCACGACGCCGGCGAAUGUACUUCCUACCGGGAACAUUUGUCCCUCCGGCAAGAUCCAAAUCACAGGAAUGACCCAAAGCCGCUCCAGAAGCGACGUUCUCGGAUCUGGAACGGGAACGUACGGACACGGAAGCAUAAUGCGAGGUGGAGGAAGCAGUAUAUCUCCGGCGAAACCCACCUCCACCGGAGGAGGAGGAGGAUCUCCGAGACAAAUAUCGAAUUCGCCGGUAACUGUCGGUGGGUCCAGUAGAAGCAGCCCCGUCGCAGCAGAAACCUUGUGGAAGAAAGCGAUUUUAGGUUCGGAUGCAGAGGAAGUGAAGAGAGUAGGAAACGAAAUGUACAGGAAAGGUUUGUUCAGUGAGGCGUUGAGGUUGUACGACAGGGCAAUAGCUUUAUCACCGACAAACGCGGCUUACCGGAGCAAUCGAGCCGCCGCAUUGACGGGGUUGGGUCGAAUCGGUGAAGCCGUGAAGGAGUGUGAAGAAGCUGUGAGAUCGGAUCCAAACUAUGCAAGAGCUCAUCACCGUUUGGCCUCAUUGCUUAUUAGAUUAGGUCAGGUUAAUAGUGCAAGGAAGCAUCUUUGUUUUCUUGGGAAAGCAUCUUUAGAUCCUGUGGAGUUGCAGAAGCUUGAAGCAGUGGAGAAACAUAUGAGCAAAUGCGCAGAUGCGCGAAGGCUCGGUGAUUGGAAAACUGUUUUAAUGGAAGCUGAUGCAGCCAUUGUUUCUGGAGCAGAUUUCUCUCCUCAGCUAGUUAUGUGUAAAGUAGAAGCAUUCUUGAAACUUCACCGGCUUGAUGAUGCCCAAUCAAAGCUAUUAGAAGUUCCCAAAGUAGAGCCGUUCCCUGUAUCUUGUUCGCAGACUCGGUUUUCUGGUGUGGCCUGUGAAGCCUAUUCAUAUUUUGUCAGAGCUCAAGUCGACAUGGCUUUAGGAAGGUUUGAAAAUGCAGUUGUGGCUGCUGAGAAAGCUAGCAAAAUCGAUCCACGAAGCAACGAAGUUGCUAUGUUACACAAUACUGUUACGUUGGUUGCUAGGGCUCGUGUUCGUGGUAACGAUCUCUAUAAAUCAGAGAGAUACACGGAGGCAAGCUCAGCUUAUGCAGAAGGCCUUAGGCUCGAUCCUUGCAACGCUAUUCUAUACUGUAACCGGGCAGCUUGUUGGUUUAAACUUGGGAUGUGGGAACGGUCUAUUGAAGAUUGUAACCAGGCGCUGCGUUUCCAACCAAAUUACACAAAGCCACUUCUUCGGAGAGCCGCCUCAAAUAACAAGAUGGAGAGAUGGGCAGCUGCAGUGAGUGAUUAUGAAGCCUUGAGAAGGGAACUACCUCAUGACAAGGAAGUUGCUGAAUCUUUGUUUCAUGCUCAAGUUGCAUUGAAGAAAUCUCGUGGAGAAGAAGUUUCGAAUAUGGAAUUUGGUGGUGAAGUUGAGGAAGUUUACAGUCGUGAGCAGUUUAAAGCUGCCAUGAAUCUACCAGGAGUUUCGGUUAUACAUUUCUCGACAGCUUCUGAUCAUCAAUGCAAGCAGAUAUCUCCGUUUGUGGACUCGCUAUGUACUCGUUACCCAUCUAUACACUUCCUCAAGGUGGAUAUCGAUAAGUGUCCUUCGAUAGGUAAUACAGAGAACGUGAGGGUUGUACCGACAGUGAAGAUAUACAAGAACGGAACUCGAGUAAAGGAGAUUGUCUGUCCAAGCAAAGAAGUAUUGGAGUACUCAGUGAGGCACUAUAGCGGUUAAAACUCAAAAACCUCACUCUCUUUUAUAUUCACUUUUCUACAACACUCCUCAUUACCCUUUGAGAAACUUCUUAAUAAUCCCACUUAACUUCUCAUCACCAGGGAGAACCCAUUAGUGUAGAGUUUCAGCUCGUUAUGAUUUCUUCAUUCAUUCCCCUCUUCGUUGCCCUGUGACCUGUCUCUGUCUGUCUUCUUCUUCUCUUCUUCCAUACAUUUUUCUCUGCAGAUUGAGACUGCAUUGGCUCCUUUCUUCUUCUUGUAGCUUCACUUGUUUAGGUAUUAAGAGAUGUUACUGGUUGGAGAUUACUCUGUGUACAUAAGAGAAGUCUGGAUGUGAGUGAAGAAGGGGGGCUUACUAAAAAAGGGCAAAAGAGGAAGAUUUGGAUUCUUCAUUUUCAGUUCUUUUUCUUCUUCUUUCUUUGUUACUUUUUAGAGCUUAGUGAAACCAAGAAGAAAGUGAACCAUCUUGUCAUUUCAAUUCUCAUCUUUUUCACAUCAUUUUCAUCAAUAAAAUAUAUAAUUUUAUUCAUUUUCCACUUAAGUAUAUGCUUAAAUAUUUACUUUUAGA
Messenger RNA from Thlaspi arvense, 3025 nucleotides. NCBI's taxonomy places the organism in Eukaryota, Viridiplantae, Streptophyta, Magnoliopsida, Brassicales, Brassicaceae. The record is from the annotation of a GenBank genome assembly.